Phymastichus coffea is the source of this 1098-nucleotide messenger RNA. Its product is annotated as piggyBac transposable element-derived protein 3-like. The transcript has 3 exons. Lineage: Eukaryota; Metazoa; Arthropoda; Insecta; Hymenoptera; Eulophidae. The record is from RefSeq and is a predicted model, not a curated record. The coding region runs from base 1 to 1098 and encodes 365 amino acids.
AUGCCAAGGCGUAGAGUAAAAGAUUUAGCAGAAUUAGUUGAGGAGGAUGAUAUCGAUGAUUGUCAACAUGUAGAUAUAACUUUUAUACCGGGAGAUCAUGAGAGCUCAGAUGGAGAUUCUGAUUGCAAUCUUUAUGAAGAUAUUUCAUCUCAAAUAAUUCCCACCGGCUCUUAUGAACAUGUCAAAAAUACUUACACUAACGAGAUAAUGGUCAAAUAUUAUGGCAGAUUCGGAAUAAAACAAUGUAUACGAAAUAAACCAAUCCGAUUCGGGUUCAAGGUGUGGGCACUUUGCUCCUCAGAUGGAUAUAUAUAUGAACUUGAUAUUUAUACGGGAAAAGCUGGAAUUGAUGAAAGAAAUCCUUUAGUUGCCGUCGGUUUGGGAUCUAGAGUCGUCAUGAAGUUACUUUCACCUCUAUUAGAAGUAACUGACAAAGAUGAUCUUCGUAAAUAUCAUAUAUAUUUUGAUAAUUUUUUCACAAGUCCAGAUCUGAUGGUUCAUUUAGAUGAACUAGGAUUAUCAGCAACUGGGACUGUUAAACAAAACCGAGUCAAAGAAAAAGUUGAGAUGCCAAAAAAAGCAGAAAGGGGUACAACUAUGGCUUUGCACGAUAGUAAUUCAAAUUUGAAUUAUAUCACUGUUAUGGACUCAAAACCUGUAUCAGUUCUUUCAACGAAAUAUGGUGAUGAGCCAAAAGUUGAAGUACAGAGAUGGCACGAGUCAUCUAAGAAGUCAAUUCUCUUCCCUCAAGCGUUUUCAAUGUAUAAUCGAUACAUGGGUGGAGUUGAUCUGCAUGAUCAACAUUGCAAUGCAUUGACGCCUACAAUUAAAAGUAAGAAAUGGAUGUGGUGUCUCUUUGUGAGACUUAUUCAGGCAGCAUUGACAAAUUCUACCGUCAUCUAUAAUAAGCUUCAUCCAGAAUUACCAAAGGGAACGAAAGACCUUAUGCAAGAAGUUUGCCAAUAUUAUCUCGAUAAGUUUUCAAGGGACCGCCCUGUCAGACAAAAAAGACAUAGUGAUAGAUCAUCGAACGAACACAAAAUAAAAAUAGUUGUAUGCAAUGAUCACAAAAAUGACCACAUGGAUGAAGCUUCAUAG